Messenger RNA from Acaromyces ingoldii, 4144 nucleotides. Its product is annotated as putative myosin I. The transcript has 2 exons. Gene Ontology annotation, biological process: actin filament organization; endocytosis; vesicle transport along actin filament. The record is from RefSeq and is a predicted model, not a curated record. The coding region runs from base 146 to 3973 and encodes 1275 amino acids. Gene Ontology annotation, molecular function: actin filament binding; ATP binding; microfilament motor activity. NCBI's taxonomy places the organism in Eukaryota, Fungi, Basidiomycota, Exobasidiomycetes, Exobasidiales, Cryptobasidiaceae. Gene Ontology annotation, cellular component: actin cortical patch; myosin complex; vesicle.
CUUUAUCGAGAAUCGACUCUUCCCACGUCACCGACCUGGACUUACCAGUCAGAACGUCGGUAGGACCCGUUUCCGAUUUGUCUUUCCCCUCUCCCCGCGCUUGCCAACAAGUCGUCGCUAGACAGAGCGUCGAGAAGGCGACAAGAUGGCCAUCUCGAAGAAGGCGGGCAAGAAGGGCGGGGGCGCAGCUCCGCCCGGUGGAGGCAAGUCGGCUCCUCCCAAAAAGGGAGGUGUGGCCAAGGCCGACUGGCGAGAGGGUUUCAAGAAGCCUCAGGCAGGUGUUAGCGACAUGACGCUUCUCACGACCAUCAGCAACGAGGCCGUGAACCAAAACUUGGAAAAGCGCUUCAGAAAUGGUGAAAUCUACACCUACAUCGGCUCCGUGCUCAUCUCGGUCAACCCAUUCAGAGACCUGGGCAUCUACACCGAUGAGGUCCUCGCUUCAUACAGGGGCAAGAACCGCCUAGAGAUGACGCCGCACGUCUUUGCCAUCGCAGAGGGGGCCUACUACAACAUGAUUGCCUACAAGGACAACCAGUGCGUCAUCAUCUCCGGCGAGUCGGGUGCAGGAAAAACCGAGGCAGCCAAGCGUAUCAUGCAGUACAUCGCUGCCGUCUCUGGGGGCGAUGGCUCCGACAUUAGCGACAUCAAGGAGAUGGUCCUAGCCACGAACCCGUUGCUGGAGAGUUUCGGAUGCGCAAAGACACUCAGGAACAACAACAGCUCGCGCCACGGCAAGUACCUCCAGAUCAUGUUCAAUGCCCAGGGCGAGCCCAUCGGCGCCAACAUCACAAACUACCUGCUCGAAAAGGGCAGGGUAGUGGGCCAGUUCAAAAACGAGCGCAACUUCCACAUCUUCUACCAGCUCUCUAAGGCUGCCACGCCAGAGAUGCGCGAAGCAUUUGGGCUGCAGGAGCCCUCUGCGUACGCAUACACAGCAAAUUCCAAGUGUCUCGACGUCGACGGUAUCAACGACUACGACGAUUUCAGCGAGACGAUCAAGGCCAUGGGCAUCAUUGGGCUGUCCGGCGAGGAGCAGAAUGAGAUCUUUAGGAUGCUGGCAGCCAUCUUGUGGCUUGGAAAUGCCACUUUUGUCGAGAAUGACCAGGGCAACGCUCAAAUCGCGGAUCAGGGCGUCCUUGACUUCGUCGCCUACCUUUUGGAGGUCGAUGCUACUGCCAUUACAAAGGCUCUUACGGAAAGGAUCGUCGAAACUCAGAGGGGUGGUCGAAGAGGAUCCAUCUAUGAGUCGCCAAACAAUCCGAUUCAAGCUGCUUCGGUGCGAGAUGCGCUCUCAAAGGCGAUUUACAACAAUCUCUUUGACUGGAUCGUCGCUCGUGUUAACAAGUCUAUGGCGCCGAGACAGGCCACUUCCAACAUCAUUGGUGUUUUGGACAUCUACGGCUUCGAAAUUUUUGAGGAUAACUCCUUUGAGCAGCUCUGCAUCAACUACGUCAACGAAUCCCUGCAACAGCUCUUUAUUCAGCUCACACUCAGAGCCGAACAGCAGGAGUAUGCUGACGAGCAGAUCAAGUGGACGCCCAUCAAAUAUUUCGAUAACCAGAUUGUGUUGGACUGCAUCGAGGCGAAAAGGCCACCUGGUAUCUUUGCCGCACUCAACGAUGCCUGUGCCACAGCACACGCGGACCCCUCGGCGGCCGACAAUGCCUUCUCGCAGAGGCUCGGCGCUCUUUCGGCCAACCCGCACUUUGAGCCUCGGGGCACCAAGUUCCUCGUUCGACACUACGCCGGCGAUGUUCUGUACAACGUCAAAGGCAUGACGGACAAGAACAAGGACUCGCUCCUCAAGGACAUCCUUAAUCUCGUCGACUCGUCGCAGAAUCAGUUCCUUCAUACCCUCUUCCCCGAUAGACCUGACCCAGACAGUAAGAAGCGGCCUCCUACGGCUGGCGACCGAAUCAAGUCGAGCGCAAACCUCCUCAUCGACACACUGAUGAAGUCGCAACCAUCGUACAUCCGAACGAUAAAGCCGAACCAAAACAAGAGUCCGACGGAGUACGACACAGCUGCCAUCUUGUCACAGGUCAAGUACCUCAACCUGACGGAGAACAUCAGGGUCCGGCGCGCUGGUUUCGCAUACCGAAACACAUUCGAGAAGCUCGUUGAGCGCUUCUACCUCUUGUCGCCGGCUACGAGCUACGCGGGCGAAUAUACGUGGACGGGUGACGUGAGAAGCGGUUGCGAGCGCAUUCUGAUCGACACUGGUAUCCCAAGAGAUCAAUGGCAGAUGGGUGUGACGAAAGCAUUCAUCAAGGACCCCGAAACGCUCUUUGCCCUCGAAACCAUGAGAGACAACUACUGGCAGAACAUGGCGAGAAGGAUCCAAAGAGCGUACCGAAACUGGAUGCGAUACAAGAAUGAGGCUGCCAGGAGAAUUCAGAGGAUGUGGUUGAACAACAAGGAGAAGAUUGCCUACUCGCAGCUGCGUGAUUACGGACAUGAUGUGCUGGCGCAGCGAAAGGAACGCAGGAGAUUCUCGCUGAUCAGCAUGCGGAAGUUUAUGGGCGACUACCUCGAUGUCAACAGCGGCAGCAGCGCAGAAGGAGAGAUGCUCAAGCGCGCCAGCGGCAUGGGUUCGACCGAAACAGUGGCAUUCAGCGCCCGGGCCGAGCUGCUGGUCUCGAAGCUGGGACGAUCGAGUAAGGCACAACCUCGCUUCCUUGUCCUCACCGACAAGGCACUCUACAUCAUCAUCACGCAGCUCGUCAACAAGCAGCCUCAGACGACGUGCGAGCGCAAAAUUCUCCUUGGUACCAUUCAGACCGUGGGCUUGUCGAACCUUCGCGAUGACUGGAUCAUCAUCAACGUCAUGAACAGCCAGGAGCCAGACCCAGUGCUUCAUACGCACUUCAAGACGGAGUUCGUGACGCAUCUCCUCCAGCGGACCUCCGGCGGCAUCAACGUCAACAUCAACAGCCAGCUCGAGUACUCCAAGGGCAAGGACAAGAAGUCGCACAUUACCUUCAAGAAGGAUGAGACGAUCCAACGUGAGGACGUCUACAAGAGCUCGACGGUCAGUGUCGCGAGUGGAGAGUCUCCGUCGAGCGUGUCUCGACCGCCCGCCAAGAGGAAGCCGGGCAUUGUCAAGCCCAUCACUCAAGGAAAGCUGUUGAGGCCUGGCGGACCGUCGAACCCGAACCGGAAGCCUAAGGCGGUCGCUCUCCCAAGAAGCACGCCCAAACCUGCCGCUCCUCUGCCAAGCGGCAGCAGGGGUCCCGCGAAACCAUCGCCGAUUGCUGUGACGUCCACUCCCUCGGCCACGACCAAUGCUCGCGUCCCGCCGCCGCCCAAGCGCCCCGGUGCUGGAGCCCCUCCGCCUCCCCCCGCUGCGCCACAAAUCCCCCUGUACAAAGCUCUGUAUGACUUCGAGACGGACAACGAGGGCGAGAUGUCGCUGGUGGCCGGCGAAAGUGUCGAGGUGACAACAAAGGAGACCAACGGCUGGUGGCUGGUCAAGAAAAAUGGUGCCGAGGGUUGGAGCCCGAGCGACUACCUAGAGUUGAUUCCGGCCAAGCCAGCGGCCCCUGCUGCGCCUGCUCCGGCCAAGCGAGCUCCUCCGCCGGCGCCCGCCAAGGCUUCUGCGGCUCCUGCUGCAGCCUCAGCUCUGCCCUCUGGUUUUGGCGCGCCCAAGCCAAAGCCAGCUGUCGCCACUCCACCGGUCCGAGCGCACGAGCGACCCCAGUCUGUCGCGCCCGACGUGGGAGCUGCCCCUGUGGCGGUGCUGCCUGGCAUGGACCCCGGUGGAUUCGCAGCAGUGCUCGCGAAGAAAAAGGCCGCAAUGGCCGCCGAGCGAGGCGAGACCAAUGGCGAUUCCGCCCCGAACGGUAGCGCCGUCUCAAGCCGAGGCACGCCUCCUCCGCCUCCUGGAGGGGGCAAACCAAAGCCUUCCGUCGCGCCAAAGCCUGGCGGAGCAAACGGCAGGGCUAUGCCGCCUCCGCCUCCGAGGCGUUGAGGCCUUCCAUGAGUUUUCUCUCUCACUUUCGCUCCUUUUCAUUCUCUCUCCUGGCUCUUUCAUCUAGAGGCGGACAGUUGUUAUCUUCUCUUCCUUUCCUCCUUCGCCUUGAGCACUUUUGUCUUUCAUCUUCUCUCUUUCUCACAUUGGCCAUCAAUGGGAAUCGUGAUC